UCAUGCACUAUUAUAUAUGAACAUAGAACAGUGCGACAUUAGUGCACAGACUAACGAUGAAGGAAACAUCACAGAGCUCGCAGGAGAGAGCAAUUCUAAAAGCAAGUUUCGUGAAAAACGAAGUUUUGUUCAUCAUGCAGUCAAAGAAGCGCAAGUUAAAUUUCAGCGAAGAGUGUCUUUACUAUUGCAUGAAGUGCGUAGAACAAAGCACAGAAAACAUUAUGGGCUAUGACAUAGACUUCGACUUCAGAACGGCGCUACCGAUUGACGCCAAUUUUUUGGAAAAAGCGCAAAAAGUGUGCAUGGUGUGCGAGCACUUCCAGAUAAUAAAUCCGGGCUUGUUCGACCAUCUUCAGGAAAAACUAAAGAUGCCCUUGCAAACAAAACGUUCGGUAUGCCAUGCACUCUCGUGCUUAAAGACAGGACUUUUUAGGGAUGGCAUAACAUGGGCCAAAGUAAUAGCGUUCUACGCUUUCAUCAGUGCGCUGGUGGUCGAGUGUAUCACAAAGGGUAAUUGUCAAUAUAUAGUGAACAUCAUAUACGCUGUGAAGCAAUUUAUCGAUGGUGAAUUGGUACCGUGGAUAAAAGAAAACGAAGGAUGGGAUCACAUGUUGUAUCAAUUUCGGUCGUUGGACAUAACAAAACGCGAUAAAGACUUUGAUCACGACGGCCUGAUGAAGAAAACAAGCACGUUCGUUGGACAAAAUGUCUUGAAAAUGGCACGAAGCUUUAGUGACGCACUUGUCACGGGCAUCUGUGUCUUAUUCAAAAACAUUGACGAUAGCCAGGAACUGCCCGAGAGCACGUAUUUUUAAAAUUUUAACGAAAAUUACGAAACCCGAAAAACUUUACAAUAAUCUUCUUCAAAGAAUCAAAGAAUUUGGGAAUUCACUUCCUUAAAGGAAACCUUCCCGCAGAGAACGGUGAACGGACCUUUCUUAAUUAAGCUGCGGGAGAUUAUAUACUGGCCAAAAGGGAAGUACAUGAUCGUGGUUUUCUAAAUUUAAACAUGAAGAUCGCGGAUGGCCAACAAACAAUACGCAACCGAAGCUAGACGACAUGAUAGUACAGACUAACCAUAUUCUUUUCUUAGCGCGUCACACUUACAUCGUCUAGCCGGUGUCGGACUCUUAAAUAAGACACAACUAAUUUUCUCUUGUAUAUAAACGUUCCCAAUAUGUACAUACGAAGUGAUGAGGUCAUAUCAACAUUAUUAAUAUCACAUAUAUCCCCGUAUACGUACGUAAAGAACUUAAAAUUUAACUGUAGAAUCGUAAAUAUUUCUCUCGUGUAAGAACAUUAUAUAUGUAUUAAUAUCGUAUUGCCAACAGACAGCAACGACAAAUUUCAUUUCUCA
Xenia sp. Carnegie-2017 is the source of this 1357-nucleotide messenger RNA. RefSeq lists its product as uncharacterized. Lineage: Eukaryota; Metazoa; Cnidaria; Anthozoa; Malacalcyonacea; Xeniidae. Bases 57 to 815 code for a protein of 252 amino acids. The transcript has 2 exons. Gene Ontology annotation, molecular function: protein heterodimerization activity; protein homodimerization activity. Gene Ontology annotation, cellular component: mitochondrial outer membrane. The record is from RefSeq and is a predicted model, not a curated record. Gene Ontology annotation, biological process: intrinsic apoptotic signaling pathway in response to DNA damage; extrinsic apoptotic signaling pathway in absence of ligand; regulation of apoptotic process.